This is a messenger RNA of Callithrix jacchus (white-tufted-ear marmoset), 21975 nucleotides long. Lineage: Eukaryota; Metazoa; Chordata; Mammalia; Primates; Cebidae. The record is from RefSeq and is a predicted model, not a curated record.
CCCUCCCUCCCGGGCUGGGAGACCGCGGGUGGCGCAGGAAGGACGGGGCGGCCCGCGCCCUCCACUCAGGCAGCCAGUGUGUGGACCAGGCAGUAGGGCACGGGGUGUGCCCACAGGCCCAGCACCCAGAAAACACCCAGCACACGGUCCCUUUCACAGUGGCUGCUGCUCUCAGGAAGGUGGAAAGCUCCAGCUGGACAUGAGGGGCAGAGCCAUGACCCUCCCUCUGCCCAAGAGAAACUCUCUCCAUCCAGGUGGACCUGGGCUUUUCCAGAAGAGGUUGCAGGGUGUGCAGGCUGCCAGGAAAGGAGGCCAAGACUGGAGGAUGGCUUGAGGCCAGGAGUUCGCAACCUGGGCAACAUGGCGAGAACCCAUCUCUACAAAAUAAAAUACUAGCCAAGGGUGAUGGUGUGUGCCUGUAUUCCCAGCUACUCAGGAGGCUGAGUUAGGAGGGUUGCUUGAGCCCAGGAGUUCAAGGCUGCAGUGAGCUGUGAUCGCACCGCUGCACUCCAGCCUGGCCAGCAGAGUGAGACCCUGUCUCUAAAAAUAAAAAUAAACAUAUUUUUUUAAAUGAGGCCCUUCUGGAGGGAUGGAGGGGCUAGAGUUACAGGAGCAGAAAGGAACGGGAUAAAGGAAUCCGGAAGCACCGUGUGCAUUUAUUCUUACCUUGUGCCACUGCCCGGUGCUGCGGCAUAGAGGGAUGGGCUGCCCCUGCUCCUUAGAAUGCACAGCCCCAUGGCAGGGCAGGGUGAUUGGAAUUACAUCAUGAUCUGUAAUUACAUAUUUGUCUGCAUGAAGAAAAAAGUACUGGGUUUUCCCAGUCAGUGGAGUCAGGAGCCCAGAGCCAACCAGGAGUGAGCGAGGAGGAGGGUGGCACACCCAGGGUGGAAGAGUGUCCAGUGUGCAGCCUUGCAAAGGCCCUGGGGCCCGAGGCACAUCCUCCUAAGGCCGUGAGAGCUGAUGAGGCAGAGCUGGUGAGCAGCAAGGGAUGGCCAGGCCAAGGGUCCAGGGGUGGCAGUGGCUCCGGCUUCUUGGGAGAAGGGUUACGUGUUGGUGAGGGUGCACCUCCAGAGGUUCCAGGAGUGGUGAAGGGCUGCUGUGGGAUGAGGGAUGGUGUUGGCACCUUGGACUAGGGUGGAGACCUUGGGGUAUCAGCCCCCAGUCAGCCGGCCCCGCUGCGGGGAGGGAGGCUGGAAAAGGACUCUGGGUUUCUGCUGUGAGCAACCCCAUGGGGAUGCUUCGUUCAGAGGGUCUGGAGCUGCAUUUGAACUUGGUGGCCACUGAAACCCCAGUGCUUAGAGAUCAGGUAGAAAAGAAAAGGGGAAGAGGAUGGGGGGGAAAGAGAUGGGAGAGGAGUGAGGGAAACCUCGGGGAGGCCAUGGUCAGGGGCGGCACAGGAGAGGAGCAGGGUCAUGGGACUCAGCCCUGAGCCCAGCCGGUUCCCCGAGGACACUGGACCUUAAAGACACAAAGACGUGACCCAUGCAUGUUCACAGAUCAGCGGGGAGCAUGCAGAGCAUUGGGGAGGACAUCACCUUCCCAAGUGAGGGUGUCCUGGAGAGUGGCACAAGGUCUGCUGGGCUAGACUGGACCUAGCAAGAGAGCCUGAGCCUGGAGGGUCCCCCUGACCCCCCUCUAUCACUUCAGCUUCAGCUCUGAAGCCGCCGCCAGAACCAUGUGCCUAUUCUUCCUAAGUUUGCUCUCCCUGGCAGAGGGAAAGACGGGAGGUCCACAGAUUACCUUGUCUGUUGAACGCAAGAUGCUACCAGUGGGGACCCAUGUACAGACAGAAAGCCAGACCCAGCCUGGGGUGGGCACAGCUCAUGACACCCGCCGAAGCUACACAGGGAGGAAGGCAGGCAGGCAGCACAGUCAAAACUGUGUUGUUUGAUGACUCAGACGGUCCUCUGCCUGGGAUUGGCAGGGGCCCAAGGAGUCUCCCCAUCUAACUCGCCACCUCCUCCCACAUCCCACGCAACUCCACCCCACACCGGCAAGGAAGCCAGGGCAUCACUUGACCUUCCGCUACGUCAGUCUCCACAUCUCACCGCCCCCAUCCCUACCUCUCUGGUGCCCUGAGGAAUAAGGAGGAGUGAUGACUGUGACCUCAGGCUGGAGUCAGAGCAGACCCUGCCGCUGCCGGACCUACAGUUGAGGAGCUGCACCAAUUUCUGGGGAGGCCACGGACGGGGCCCCGGGGUCUCAGGCGACCUGUCUUGUCUAUCCCACUUCGUUUCUCUCUUUCCUUAAAAUUGAAGUUUUGGAGCAAAGCCAGCUGGAGCUGUGCACCUGGGGGUCCCCCUCCUCCAACCUGACACCCAGUCACAGCAAUCGCUAAAGAAACGGCCACACUUGGGCACAGGGUGGGCCCCGCUGAGCUUCUCUAAACCCAGCCCGUCUUCAGCAGGCCCCUGAGCUAACCCUAACCCUACCCCACACCCACUGAAGCUCACCUGGGGCUUGGCAAGCAUCCCUAGAAAUCAGAAGCCUGCCCCUAAGUCUGCUGGCUUCUGGCUCUCCGUUGCUAUGGUGACACCCAGCCCCCCAGCUACAGAUCCCGCCAAAUCUUCCCUCCCGUUUUGCAAGAAACAAUAUUUUUCUGCUCCACAGACUUGGCGGGACCCUGGCUUUCCCCGAGUCCAUGAGGAACCCCACGGGUUCCUUGUCCUGGAAUCUCCAGCUCUCAUCCCUUAAGCGCCUCCACAAGCAGGGUUUCCACAGGGUGGGGCGGGGGGUGGGGCAAGCGUAGCCAACCUCCUGUGCAGAGCUUGGAGAUGGAGGCUUCUCCCCAGAUGAGGCUGGCCUUCAGCCCCCGCCCCCUGCCCCACUCACAUGGGGACUCCCUUUGUGUUUUUCCACAUCUGAGAGCCACUGACAUUUCUUAGAUGACGUUUACUGCACUUGGUGCAUGUAAGUAUUGUUCUGUAGCACCUGUGAGAGCAUUAGUUUCUGGCUCAAUGCACUUCCUCCCGGCAUGCGUGAAAACAUAAAUACCAAGACACACGUGACUGUUCAGACCCCACCUGAAAACAUUCCACGUCCCACCAGGAGCCAGCACAGCCCCUGGCCCCCUGCCAGGUGAUGCUACCCCGUGGCAGCUGCAGUGCUGAUGAACCUCUGUUUGAGAUCACUGUCUGGCUACCAAGGUGGCCACGUCACCAAGGCAGCCACGUCAGUUCUCAUGGCUCCUCCCAAACUCUCAGGAGCAUGGAGAACCCUGGGCGUUGAUGGCGGGUGACAGGAAGCACCCAGCACUUUCCUCUCCCAGGCCUUCCCAGCACCAUUCCACCUUCAACCUUUAUACCUCAAGGCCAGACAAGGACUCCCACUGCCGACCCAGGCCCCACGUCUUCAUUUCCGUUGCUCUCACAAACACUCCCUCACACCCUCUCCAUGGUGAAGGGAAAUGUCCCCGAAGGGGCCUGUGUCUGGGUUCCUGCCUGGUCAGCUGCCAUGUCCCCUGCCUCGGAGAUGGGCCCAGAGAUGAUGGGCCCGCUGAGGGGCAGGCGUUGGAAAAGCCAGGAAGAGAGAGGCUGGGAGCCAUUCUUCCGGCUGCAGCAGUUUUCGGCCUGUCCUUGUCCCCACACGAGCCCCAGUGGCUGCGAGUCCCACCCUCACCACCUGACAUGUGACGGUAUCAAAGCCAUUGGGCAGAAACGGUUGCCUUUCGGUGCCAAUAAAGGCGGCCUUGGUCCCCACCAUAAAUGGUUUCUGUGUGGAGUGAGACUGUGCCUGUCCCGGGCCUAACCCCCCAAGGGCCAGAGAGUCGAAAUUAGAUCAGUGGGGAGAGAUUUUUACAACCUAUGGGCUGGUGGCAAGUGGUGGCAAACCGUCCCCACGGGGCCACAAUGGGGCAUUGUUCACGGCCUCACCUGGGCUGUCUCCAGCACCCCAGGAUUUACGAGGAUUCAAGGAUUCGGCCCAGAGCCUCGAUGCAGCCUCCAGGCAGACUUGGUGGAGGGAGGGGUGUGGGGGAGGCCCCGUGAAGAGGAGGAUAGUGCUGGGGGCUGGGCCAGGCAGAGGCCAGGCGGAGUGCUGGCUCCAGCCCCCAGCUCUCCAGCGACAGGCAGCCAGGAACAGGCCCCAACAUGCCUGCAGACCAAGCGGGUCAUAUUUUGAAUGAGCCCUCAUGUUCUGUGUCCCCCACUGCGCAGCCAUACCUGUGCCCAGCAGGGCCAGGAGGCCAAAGACAACUUUCCCUUGGGUUUUCGGUGAUGCCAGCUCCAGCUGCUGUGUCAUCGAGGUCAGGCUUGGCUGGCCUCUUCCUCACAGACCUACUGAAGCCCCCCGAGCACCUGUGGCUGUGCCAGCCCUGCACCUCCUGGCCACAUGCCCACCACCCUUGCUCGGGAGCCCUAGGGCCCUUUCCCCAUGAGCAUGUGGCCGCCUUCUUGUAGGUCUAGAAGGUUCUUUGCCUUCUCUGUGCCACAGGGCCCUUCACAGUGUGGCCUGACCCCUCCUCUUCCCCCAGGCCCCGUACUUCCUCCAUUCUGACCCUUGCCAGGCAUGCAGGGCCCUUCUACAGCCCCCUGCCUAUACCUGCACUCCCUCCCCUGGGAGCCUGCCUUGCCCUGACCACACGGCCUUUAGCACCCAGUUUGAGUGUCCCAUCCUGUGAAGCCAGCUGGUUCCUCCAGGCACAGGGGAUGCCUCCCCACUUUGGGCACCUGCCCUUCGCCCUGCACCAGCCUCCGGGUCAGCCCAGGUAGUUCGGGCUACUCAGGGUUACAGCCAACCAAGGGCACCAUGGUGGGCAGACGCAGCCUUUUUCCAGGCCAAGUUCAGCCCUCUCACCCCCACAGGGGACCCGAUUGCACAGCCAUCCACAGCGGGCAUGGGACAAUGCUAAAGGGGUGUCCCUCCUCAACCCUGAGAACAACCUCUUUCCGCACCUUCAGUGUCCCCACCUGUGGCCCAGGCCGAUGCAAGCCUGUGUGGUGCAAACCCACGUGGCAGUCCAGAACCAGAGAAUGGCUGUCUACAAGGAAGGGGCUGGACCGUCCAUGCCCCGGGUUCCCUCCACCCUCACCGUUCUGGUCACCUCCUUACGGCUUGGCAUCAGAAGGGCUUGGAGAAGACUCCUCAGCCCCCUCUACAGACCCAGCCAGUUGUCCACCACCUGGGGGUGUGCCCAGUGCCCAGAACUCACCGACCCAUGGUCAUCUGAGCUGUUCCUACAAAAAGCUUCCUAGGGAUAUUCAGCUGUCUGUAGGGCCUCCUCACUGGGGUCACCUUAAAAAUAGCUGUAGAGGGGUUUGUGGCAGCAGCAGCAGGCAUUUUUAAACUAAUUCAUUGGUAAUGGCAAAAUUAUGCCGAGUUCCCUGAAAAAAAAAUACCCACUCUAUUUCCUCAUUAACAUAAUUGCAAACAGAACGAAUCUUUCUUGAUUUCGUGUAAACAACAGCUUGAAAUAGUUUAUAAUCCUUGCAGGUAUCAAAUUAAGUUCUUACUUAUGGUCUGGAAAUUAAUUACCCUUGCAGCGAGACAAAUGUGAAAACUGUGUAUUUUUGACAAGAAAAUGAAGCAGCUAUUGGGGAAAAUGUAACUUAAUCGUAGCGGAGAAAAUUGUUUAUAAAUUGGUCGCGUUGUUUGAACUCUGGCCUCUGUGGCUCAGGGCUGGGUUGAUCUAUGCAUGUACAUUUGCCUAAUUUAGGACAGGGGAAGGGCUGGAGGAGCAGGGACAGGUCCGGGGAAGGAGAGGAAGAAGAGGAAGGAAGGCAGAGGGUGCCCACAUAGAGGAGCCCACCAGGAAGGGGGCAUAGACAAGAAUGCAGGUGCCGGGAGGCACUUACCUGGCAGGUGAAAUCUCAACAGGCACCUGCAAAGGAGGAGAAAGCACCUCCCAUGGUAACGAGAGAGAGGACACCAGGCCGAGGGGAUGGCAGAGCAAAGGGCCUCGGGCAAGCACUUGCCUGGAACAGAGAGGGAGCCAGUGUGUGCCUAUCAAAGUGAUAGAACUCUCAGAGGCAGACGGGGCUUGCACCCGGGGGGGCAGCGGUGCUCAGAUUCCACAUGGCUCUCCAUCCAUGGCGAGCCAGGAGGUCACUGUCAUGGUGACAACCAGCACUCUUUGGAAUGGACUGAAAUGGAAUGGGAUGUUUAACUUCUGUAGCUGUGCACUGGAAUAUGUGUGUGCAUGUGUUGUGUGUGGUGUGUAGUAUGCUUGCAUGCCUGGGCACAGUAUGUGUGUGCAUGUGUGGCGUGGUGUGUUUGUACAUGAGGGCGGGGUGUGUGUGCUGUUGUAUGUAUGUGUUUUCUAUGUGUGAGUGUGGCAUGUGUUAUAUCUGCAUGUGUCGUGUCUGUGUGGUGUUGAUGUGGGUGUGGUGUGUGUUGUGUCUGCAUGUGUCCUGUGUGUAGUGUUUAUGUGUCUGAAUGUGGUGUGUGUUCUAUCUGUAUUUGUUGUGUGAGUGUGGUGUGUGUUGUGUCUGCAUGUGUCCUGUGUGUGGUGUUUAUGUGUCUGAGUUUGGUGUGUGUUCUAUCUGUAUUUGUUGUGUGAGUGUGGUGUGUGUUGUGUCUGCAUGAAUUUGUGUGUGUGAUGUGUGUGAGUGUGGUGUGUGUUCUUUCUGCAUGUGUCAUGUAAGUGGGGUGUGUGUUGUGUCUGCAUGUGUUGUGUGUGUGUGGUGUUGACAUGUGUGAAUAUGGCAUGUGUUUGCAUGUGUCAUGUGUGUGGUGUUUAUGUGUGUGUGAUGUUGAUGUGGGUGAGUGUGGUGCGUGUUGUGUCUGCAUGUGUCGUGUGUGUGUGGUGUUGAUGUGGGUGAGUGUGGUGCGUGUUGUGUCUGCAUGUGUCGUGUCUGUGUGGUGUUGAUGUGGGUGAGUGUGGUGCGUGUUGUGUCUGCAUGUGUCGUGUCUGUGUGGUGUUGAUGUGGGUGAGUGUGGUGUGUGUUGUGUCUGCGUGUGUCGUGUCUGUGUGGUGUUGAUGUGGGUGAGUGUGGUGCGUGUUGUGUCUGCGUGUGUCGUGUCUGUGUGGUGUUGAUGUGGGUGAGUGUGGUGUGUGUUGUGUCUGCAUGUGUCGUGUCUGUGUGGUGUUGAUGUGGGUGUGGUGUGUGUUGUAUGUGCAUGUGUUGUGUCUGUGUGGUGUUGAUGUGGGUGUGGUGUGUGUUGUAUGUGCAUGUGUCGUGUGUGGUGUUGAUGUGGGUGAGUGUGGCGUGUGUUGUGACUGCAUGUGUCGUGUCUGUGUGGUGUUGAUGUGGGUGAGGUGUGUGUUGUAUGUGCAUGUGUCGUGUGUGAUGUUGAUGUGGGUGAGGUGUGUGUUGUAUGUGCAUGUGUCGUGUGUGAUGUUGAUGUGGGUGAGGUGUGUGUUGUAUGUGCAUGUGUCGUGUGUGAUGUUGAUGUGGGUGAGGUGUGUGUUGUAUGUGCAUGUGUCGUGUGUGAUGUUGAUGUGGGUGUGGUGUGUGUUGUAUGUGCAUGUGUCGUGUCUGUGUGGUGUUGAUGUGGGUGUGGUGUGUGUUGUAUGUGCAUGUGUCGUGUCUGUGUGGUGUUGAUGUGGGUGUGGUGUGUGUUGUAUGUGCAUGUGUCGUGUGUGGUGUUGAUAUGUGUGAGUGUGGUGCGUGUUGUGUCUGCAUGUGUUGUGUCUGUGUGGUGUUGAUGUGAGUGUGGCGUGUGUUGUGUCUGCAUGUGUCGUGUGUGUGUGGUGUUGAUGUGGGUGUGGUGUGUGUUGUGUCUGCAUGUGUCGUGUGUGGUGUUGAUAUGUGUGAGUGUGGUGUGUGUUGUAUGUGCAUGUGUCGUGUGUGGUGUUGAUAUCUGUGAGUGUGGCGUGUGUUGUGUCUGCAUUUGUCCUGUGUGUGUGGUGUUUAUAUGUAUGUGUUGUGUUGCUGUGUGUGACUGUGGUGUGUAUAUGUUGUAUCCAAGACAGCCAAAGGGACAGCGCACAGGCUCGAGCUCGAUGUCCAGGGAGCAGCAUCUGUGCCUCUGCAGGUGGUCACCAUUAUCCAUCCUGUUACAGCAAAUACCCUCCUCUGCAUUUUUUCCUUGUCUUUUAUUUUCCAGGAGUAGAAUUUCUGGGUGAGAAUCAGGAACAUUUAGAAGAGCUUCUCGGUAGAGCUGUACAGACUGGAAAUGAAUUGGCAGGCUACACAAGGGUUCCAGUCACAGGGCAGAGGGGUAUGUGUUUUCUGUGCCUGAGCUCCAAGAAUUCCACAUCCACCUGUCAGUCCUCAUACCUACCCGGGUGACCCCACUUUGAAGAUGCAGAAUUGAGGUUCGGAGAGGCCUGGAUAGCUGCCUGGGGGCGGGGGGUAGAAGCAUGGCGCCAGCUCAGCCACCCUUAGGUCUCCAGGCUCCCAGCCAAGGUCUCUGAUAAGGCUGCUGGGACUUGGGGGCUGUGAGCAGAUGCAGACGUUCUCAGUUCCCAGGGUUCUGGCCCUGCCCUGUCUCCAGAGCCCACAGCCCCGCCCAAGAGGCCCGGAGGUCGCAGAUCUGGGAUCCUUCCCCGCCACCUUCAAGAAGGGAAUAAAGCCACUUCCUGCUCCAUUCCAGUGGCCUGAGGGUGUGGGAAGGACAGAGGCCUCCCCCAGCAGGGUGACCCUGCAAAGAGGGGGCUGACAUCGGUUCCUGCUUCCUAACGAGCAGAGGCUGUAGAGGAGGUUUCCAGGGCCUUGGUGCAGGCAGCUGGGCCCAGACCCCUGGGCUAUCCUUGGCACCACUCCCAGCCCCCGCCAGCUGUGUAGCCUCUUUCUUCCCUACCCGACUCGCCCCACCUCCACCCAAACCUGGGUACUUUGCCUGCUUUGAGGCUGUAUAGGGUCCCGGGAGCCAGGAAAGGGGCCUGGGUCCCACACAGAGUUAGGUGGGGCUUACAGAACCCGGGGCCGGAGUGGUCAUGGCUAUGAAGAUUCCAAGCUUGAAGCGGAAAGGAUUUUGAUGCCAAGGUCCAAAGCCCGGCUUAUCAUUGGGCAAAUCUGGGCACCACACAUAGCCUCUCUGUGACUCAGUUUCCUCAGCCCUAAAGUAGGGGCUUGCUUGUGGGGAUUCAGGAGAUCCCGCUGAACACUGGAAGAACGCAUGCUGUCCCCUCAGUCACCGUCUGCCGUCGCCACUCCCCAAGUUAUGGGAGAAUUCAGCUGUGGUAGGAGCAGAGAACAGGAUGGCGCUGGGACAGGAGAAAAUGUGGCUGGAGGGCACUCGUGAAGAUGGCCUCAGAGCCCACACUGGAGAAUGUUUCAGAAGGGAUAGGGAGGUGGGAAACCAGGUGUGCCCAGGGUGGGGACACUGGUAAUAGGCUGUGCCAGAGCUGGUAACUGAAGCAAUGGAGGUGGGAGCAGGGCUGGGGCGGAGCCAGGCUGUGGCUUCCCGGAUGCUAGUGGCCCCGACCAGCUGGAGAUGGUGAAAGGGUAGAGGGCAGUCAGGUUUGGGGUGGGUCCAGUCCAGCCCCCUGGAGGCUCCCCAGUUCCAACAGGACACUGGGCUCCACAUCUGCAGGCAGCCUGGUUUCUGACCCAGUCAGGAUGCCAGACCCUGCCCUGCGCCUGUGGAGGUGGGCACUCACCUGCUCUCGAAGUCCCCUCUAGCUCCCCAGCUUCCUGCUGGCCAGUUGUAUUGACCGGCUCAGUGGCAAAAGCUGCAGAGCAGGGGACUUAGGCCAGAGAAGUGUAUUUCUGAGGGUUCUGGACGCUGGAAGUCCAAGAGCGAGGUUAUGGCGGGGUUGGUUCCUGAGGAGGACAACUUCUGGGCUCACAGGCUGGCCUUUCCUCCACACUCACACAGCCCUGGGGCUGCUGCCUUCUCUUGUAAGGAUGUGAAUCCUGUGGGAGCAAGGCCUGUGCUCAGUCUCCUUUCAUCUUAAUCACCUAAAGGCCUCACCUCCAAACACAGUCACACUGUGGGUUGGGGUUUCAACAUGUGAAGUUGGACCUUGGCACAGUCACAGUUCAGUUUAUGGCACACGUUCUCCUCCCGGGUGCUGGAGCCUAGGGAGAUGCCCGUCCCAUGCUGAGAGGCAAGAGGUGAGGGAGGGGAGAGCCAUGGAGGGUGUCCUUGCCACUCAGGGCCGCGCCAACUGCCUGCACCAGGGAAGACCAGCAGUGACAGGGAUGGUGUCCCCGCAACACUGGGGUGACGAUGCCUCCUCCCUUAGCCUUCUGGGCAGCACACAGACCUCAGAAGACUGGAACCCUGGGGAGGCCCCAGCACAGAAAGAGCCAGAGCAGGGUCUGGGGCCUUUGACUCCAGUGGGGGGGGGACGGGGAGCUUCAUAUUCUCUGUGGCUGGAGGUGAACUCACCAGCUGCCGGGCAAAGCUCAGUGGGCAUGUUCAUCCCGACUCACACCCACUGGCCCAGGACGUGCUGAGGGUGCCAGGGCCUGUCCACCCUCCACUCCCCUUUUCCAGGGGUCAGGUAGGGGGAGGCCAGAGGGUGCCCAGCGCCAGCCACACCCACCUCCUGACAAUGCUGAGCCCACCUGGUCUGCCAGCUGUCGCCUCUCUCCUCACAGUGAUAGUGCCGGCUUUGGGGGCAGCAGGAUGAGGGUUCAGCCCUGGCUCCAGCCCUGUGCCCAGCUGGCAGCACUGGGGGCACUGGCACAGCCUCCCAGCUCUUGUCAGUGUUAACUAUCAUCCCAAGGGGGCCACUGAGGCAGCAGGGAACCUGCCCUGCAGUGUGCUGUCCUCGGGUGCAAGGGUUCUUUGUAGGCCUGCCCAGUGUCUGUUGGUGAAACCCCCUGGAGGCUCCGGGAGCUGGAGACCUGGGCUCGGUGCUGUCUCAUAAAGUCCUGCUCUCUCUCAUGACGUCCUGGUGACUGUGGCUCUGGCAGCCACCCUGACUCUCAGAUGACAGCCCAGUGCCCCCUGCUUCCCUGAGGUAUAGAGCCAGACCCCAAGUCUUAGAGGCGACAGGCACGGCAGACACUCAUUCUCCCAGGCACACCCUAGAUGGCACUCACUGGGGAACAGAGGGUGCCUGGGCGCCACAGGCAUGUCAGAGGGGCCAGGUCCAGAAAGCUGGCAUUUGCAGGAUGGGGUAUCCUGAGUACCACGAGCUAGAGGAGAGAAGCCACUGGACGCUCCCAGCCCUUGCUCCCAGCCCUUCACCCCAUAGUCCCGGGAAGGGGAAGCUGAGCGGCCACCCACCCCGAGCCACACCAUACCAGGUUUCCUCACUCAGCCCAGAAACCCCCAGCCACAGCAGACCCCACAGCACUACCUGCAAAGGCCAGGCUAGCCACCAAGGGGGGCAGCUAGACAGUGCCCCCACAGGGAAACACCUUGGCUCCACCUCACCACUCACAGGAGGUGGCCCUGGCCACUCUCUCAGAGCAGGAAGUGACAUAAAGGGGGAAGCGGCCAGGCAGGAGUGCCCAUCAGCCAGAAGGCUGAGGGAGCCAAUGGUGAGGGCAGAGUGACCAAGGGACUAGCCCUGAAAACCCAACCAGGCCCUCCACAGGUGUCUAGGAAAUGCCCUGGUUUUGCCAGAGGAACCUGGGACUGUCUGGAGAAUCCUCCCAAGGACUCGACCCCAGUUGGGAAGAAAUAGGGCCCUGGAGUCAGCAAGGGUUUCCUGGGGGCCCAGCUCAGCCCGGACAGUGGAAGGACUCAGCGAGGUGAGGAUGGAGCUUUGGGGGUGUUGCGGGUUCCCCUGGUGGGGGCAGGGCUCAUCAAGGUGAGGAUGGGGCCUGGGGGUGUGGCGGGUUCCCAGGGUGUGUAUAAGGUGAAAUUCCCUCUGGGCCAUGGUGCCCCCUGGGCUCUGGAGAAUGCACCUGUGUUCCCAGGAGCUUUCAUGUACCCAGGUAGCAUGGUGGGGAGCAGGAGCCAGUUGUUCCCAAACCCCGCCCCUCACCCCUGCAGGCCCCUCAUCACUGGCAACGCUGGGGGUGAUGGGGCUCCAGAGGUACCCGCCAGGACUGGGGACACAAGCCCAGGCCUGUGCUGUCUGCAGCCCCAUCUCCAGGUCCCAUCCUGCCCCAGCCUGCCCACCCCCAGCCUGUCCCCCAGAUGCCCAGGGCUGCGGCCUGCCCAGACUUGCCAGGGAGCUCCUGGGCCCUUCUUUCUCCUGGCCUCUCAGCAGCACUCCCUGCUCCUCUCUCACCUCCCUCCUCCCCUCUCAUCCCUACUCAGGCCCACCAGCUCCUCCCCUACUAUCCCCAUGGCCCCCAGGGUCAGUCAGCUUUUAGGCACUCAGGCACUGGACAGGGCCGCCUCCGUCACCUGCUCCAGUCACCUGGCAGGUCCCACUCAGCUCACACAGAGCCUUGCCCAGCACGUGGCCACAACCCCAACUGCAGCAGAAGGUCUCAGGAAGUCGAAGGCAGAGGAAAGGAUGGGACGGGGGGUGCGCCGCAUGGGGAGGAGCCUGGAGCUCCUUCUGCAUUUUCUUAGGAAGUGCUGUGGGGGCCACUGGAUUUUCUACAGUGCCAGGGAGCCCAUUAGAAGAUGUGAGAAGAUUCGGAAGCAGCAAUGUUUGCAGGGCCAAGAACAGCUGCAGUGCUCCCACACCAUGUGCCCGCUCCCACCGCUACCCGUGCCCUGUGCCUGCUCUCCACCCAGCCCUGCAAAUGCCUCGGCGUGUCAGCAAGUAUGGGCCUCCUACUACGUCAUUUUACAGAAGGGAAACUGAGGCACAAAGUACUUUACUGCCACCAAGAUCCGAAUGCAGACCUGGUCAAGCCUGUCUGUGAGCCAGAACCCUGCCGCCCCGGAAAAAACGAGGUGGAGUGGACUGUGUGGGGAGAGACAAGGGGAAGGGGAUGGAGGCUGGGGCAGGGUCAGCCGUUCCCCUCGGAGGGCUGGGUGUUACCCCAGUGGUGUCUGUGGGUUUGCAGAGGGCAUCACUGAGAUUUCCAACUUGACAGGGUGGUUCCAGGGCUCAUGCAGAAGCAUAAAGAGGUGAAAAUGGCUGGCAUAGCUAACAACUGGGGUUACCCUGCCCAGCGUGAUGUUGCAGCCUCUGGCCUGAACACUCUCCUGGCUCUUGGCCCAAGAUGAGCCUCCCCGAUGGAGGCGACACCGAAGCCAUCCCCCGCGCCCGCACCCAGCUUCUGGAGCCGCUGAAAUUGCAUGUCCCUGCCGUGGAAUCGACACUGCUGUUCAUCCCAUUUUGUGUAUGAGGAGACUGAGGCACAGGCCCACAGUUGCACGGCUGGGAAACCCCAGGCCACCUGGCUCAGGGCACUGGAACGUGUGACAACGCAUUUGAUCAGGGAGAGGCAGCACCAAAAACAGACACAAGGCUGAAGGGAAUGGCAGAGCUCCACAGGCAAUGAGGCUCCCGGGGUAUAAAGCAGGCAGUUUGAAAACAAAACCAGGAAAUGUCCGGCCAUCCCCGGGCCUGAGUUUCUGCCCGUGGGCAGCUGACGGACAAGCCCUCUGGUGUCAGCGGGUCAGACGGAGCCAGACACGGAGAUGGGGCUGAGAGCCGGAAGCAAGGGCUUUGUCUGAGAAGAGACAGGGGAGGUUCACAGGCCCCUGGGGGCCCGGGUCACAGAGCCUUUCCCCCAGCUCCAGCCUGUGCAGGGCCCCUCCCUGCCUGCCCAGAGCUGCUACCAGAUAGCAAGCUGGGGGGGAACUGCAGCCAGCAAUGAAGAGCGACCAUGUUUUGCAUGUGAAGACUGAAGUCAAUGAGAAAAGCACUCACCCCGCAGUAGGAAAGCGGGCAAAGAACUAGAAAGGCAAUUUACAAAAGGGUCUGAAGGUCCUCCCUGCCCUCAUCCGAUAAGACGGGCUUGGUGAACCACAGCCAGAGGGCCUCAUCCGGCCCCGCGGCCUGUUUUUGUAAAUAAAGUUUUAAUAACACGUAGCCUUGCUCACGGGUGAACACGCCGCCCUGGCUGCCCUUACGCCACCUUGGCAGUUGAGUCAUUGUGACAGAGACUGUGUGACCGACGAAGCCAGCACGAUUUACUAUCCGGCCCUUUAGAGAGAGGUGUGCCAGCCCUUGCUCUGAGUUUCCGUGAAGAGAUGCAAGACGCAGAAACAAGGCUCAAUGUGUGGUCUCCUGUGCUGGGGAAACCGAGGAGAAGUGGAAGUGUGAGCCGGUUCCCUGCUCCAGAAAUCACUCUGAGGACACGUAUCACGGGGAUUAAAAAACAUUCCUCCCCCUUGACCUCGUAAUCCUCCUUCCAGGAUUCUCUCCCUGAAGAGCAAACCGGAGUUAUGCACAAGCAGGCUAAUCACAGCCUUAUUUACAACAGCGAGACACUGGAGACAGCCUGCACCUUCGGCGUUCGCGGGACGUGGGUUCUGGUUCCGUGGGUUCUGGUUCCCCACGUUCGGGACAAUUUCGCAGCUUUCCGUUAUCCCGCGGCGGCCCGGGAAAAUGCCCCGUGUGCGGGGUUACUGGAGAUAAACCCGGUCCAGUUUGUGGGGUGGAGGUGGUGCCUAAAACAUCACCUUGCACAAAAGGCACGGAAACAUGUCCCCGGAGGGUAGGCUGACAGAUGUUUUUGAAACAGAUUUUUUCAUAUUUUUCAAAAUCUCUCCCACAAGUGGUUCUUAUCUUUACAGUAGGGAAAGAGUAAACAAUCUGUGGAGUGAAGAAGAGGAGAGGGGAGGGACAAGGGAGGGAGGGAGGCAGCAAGGGGACUUCCCUGCUGAGGAUGCCAGCCCUUCCGUAAUUCGUCUAUCCUUCCCAGGCUGCCAGGGGCCACAUGGGCCACUGUGCCCGGUGAAGCCUGGCCUCCCUGUCUGGUGCCAGCCGUGUGGGAAGGCAGGCGACCCGCACUGGGCUGUGUGAUGCAGGCCUGCCUCUUCCUCACCCGUCGUGCCCAGUGGCUGGGCACCAGGUAACCCGUCUGUGCUGCCCCCCGGAGCAGCUGGGCCAUGCCUGCUUUCCGAGGAGGCUGCAGCUCACCCUUCUCUAACGUGCUCAGCCCCCAACUCCCAUCUUCCACCUGCCCUGGGGGGAGUCCCCAUUCAUUCUCUCCAUGGGCAACCUCAGAGGCCCAGCUGCACCAGGAGUACAUUCAGGCUCAGGUUUCCCUUGAGGGGGGCCCCCACCUGCCCCUUCCCCACGCCUCUCCUGUGCCCUGGGAGAACAGCACGCUCCCAGAAACAGUGAGAGCCUGGCCUGUGUGCUGGCCCCAAAGACUCUCGAAGGCCUCUGCUCCUCCACUUUCAGGCCAGCCCAAGAGGGACGGCACCGCGGUGGCAUGGGGAGGGGUGACAGUGCGGGCGGGGCUCCUGGGGCUGGGGUGCAGCCCCUCUCCGCAGGCCCCACAGUCUGUGACCGCGCAGGGAGGGCACUGGGAGUCUCGGCUCUUUCGGAAGGCGCCAGCGUUUCCUUGUCACAGAAUGAAGUAAAGGGGACAAUGAGGGGGCAGUGUUUAAAUGGCUGCUUUAGCCCGUUUGGAAGUCUGCUAAUUAUUCUCUUGAGGAAAGAAAUGCAGGUUCAUUAUUAUAAUGAGCUUUGGGCAAAAUAUUUCAUCGAGCCUGACAAGCCGCAGCGACGCCUCGAGCGUGGCCGGCCCUGAAAGGCCUCUUAUUCUGCUGGGAGCUAAUUGGCCCGGGGUCUUCCCGGCCCUGUGCUGUUUGUGUGCUAUUUUAAUUCGCUUAUGAAAAGCCCCCGCUUUGAUGUCCAGGACCAGAUAAGGCCGGGAGGGGACCCUCCAUGGAGAGCUGGUCUGUGCCGCCCGGGUCGCUGUGCUGGGCCUCCUCGCCCCCCCACUCCGGGCCCGGGGCCAGCGCAAUGUCAUGAGGUAACUGCACAAACAGCCCUGCUGAAAAAUAUGCUUUUGUUUCACUAAUAAAUCCCUCCUCGGAACACUCCCGGGCUGGGCUCUCCUCGGGCCCAGCCUGCCGGGCCUUCCCGCCCAGCGCCUCCACAACCCGCGCCAGCACGGCCGGCUGUGGGCACGGGCAGGCGAGGGACACCCCCAACCCCUCCCGGGCCCCCCUUCCCUCAGCCUCCUCCCCGCCCACCCGAGCGGCCUGCCCUUCCCAUGCUGUCCUCCCUGGCUUCCACCUAACAGCCUGUCCCAACCUCUCUCUUCCCCUCUCCCCCAUCGCAAUCCUCUGGUGGCCAACUUCCCUGCCCCCCAUGCCUCCUGGCCCCCAGUCGAGUCACAUCUUGAGCCCCACCCCCACAAGCUCUGGCUGCGGCAGAGAAGACCAAGUUUGGGUGCUCUGCACAGCCCCCUGGAACCUCGGUUUCCACACCUGUAAGGAGGAGACAGGAACGCUCUCUCUGGGCGUGGGGCCAGCGGUACCUGGAGCCCUCCCCACUAAGCACUUGGCCCAGUGCCCGGCACGUGGCAAGUGGAGGCGCCUGCUCCCCGCCCCUCUCGUGGGCACCACUGUGGGCACGCUGUGGGCUGAUUUUUCCUGCCUGCUUCUAAGUGCCAGACCAAGAUCUAAUGCUGUCUGCCCAGGGCAUCAGGGGUGACCCCAUCUAGGCUGGCCCACCUUCCACCCCUCCCCCAGCACCCAUUCAAGCCCCUGCCAUAUCCCAGUGGAAGAUGCUGGAGGUGUUACAGGGAUGGGCUAGAACUCGGUCCUGGCAUCACAGAGCUGCCCCAGUCAAAAAUAUACCACGUAAUUACAGACCAGGAAAAUUACUGUGCAGGAACACAGCAGGGCACUGUGCCGGAGAGGAACAGGGGGGUCAGGGAAGACCUCCGAGGGAGGGGCCUCUGAAAAUAGCAUUCAGAGUUGCUAUUAAUAGGCUUCCAUGCAGAACUGAGCAGAGUAGAAAAUGAAAGAGGGCCAUAAUCUCUCCACAGAGAACUAUCAUUAAUUUUUAAAAUGGGAGUCCUUAGGUAGGUUAGUUGAUUGAGUGAUUGAUUGGCUGAUUGAUAAUCUUGGUUCUAUUGCAUUUCUAGAAAAUUCCAACCAUACAGAAAGGUCUGAAAUGAAAGAUAAAUACCUUUAUGACCACACCCCCUUUCCCUAGAAUACCCCUUGUUAUCCUGGAAAUCCCCAUCAUUAGUGUCAGGGUAGCAGCAUUCCAGAUACUUCUCUGCAUGUUGGAUAGAAAAAGGAUGGCUGGAUAGAUGGGCAGGUGAACGGAUGGACAGAUGGUUGUAUGGAGGGUUAGGGGAGGGAUAGAUGAAUGGAUAGAUGGAUAAUGAGUGGGUGGAUGGAUGAAUAGAUGGGUGGACAGAUGGAAGGAAGGAUAGAUACAAGGAUGCAUGGAAAGACAGAUGGAGAAACAGAUGCAGAGAUGGAUGGAUGGAUGGCCAGACAAUGGAUGUGUGAGUAAGUAGAUGAAUGAGUGGGCAGACAGACAGACACACCAUCAAAAACAAAUAUAAAUGGAAUCAAGGGAUAUCUGCAGAUUUUGAAUUGUUCACUUUUUUUAAGAGACGAAACCAGAGUAAAACAGAAGUAAUCGCCGGAUUCAGGUAAAUGCUUCUUCACCAAAAGAGAAAUUCAUUUCUAAAUGUCACUUUCAGGUUGAGAAAAACAAAUGUGGGAAGCUGGAGUCCUUGUGGGUUUUGCAGUCUUUUCUCGGCUUGGUGUGGUACCCGGUGACACUGCAGCCCCGCCCCUCCCCACCUCCUUGUGAGACGCGUGUUCACUGUGGGUUGUUACUGUGAUGUUGGUCCUGGUUUACGACACUUGUGGGCAGUUCAGAGGCUCUGCUUCCCUCUGUCCAUUCAUCUUGGUUCUGUGUGAAGGUGGCAAUGGGCUCCCUGUGGUCCCCUCACCACAGACGCCUCUUCCUCAGUUCUUCUUCCAUUCCAGUUGGACUCAUCUCCUGACUGGUUAGAUUUGUGCCUCAGUUGCUGACUCCAGAGGGCCCCGUGGCUCGUGCCUGCUUCCCUGCUAUCCUCCUGCGCGCUGUUGGCAUUCAUCAUCUCCACCACAUGCUCACCACUCCAGGCCAGUGUCCUUCUCUCACGUCCCCUUUUGUUCUGGCCAUGUUUUCCUGACCCCUUCCCUCUCUUGCUCUGAUUGAUGUGUUUUCCUCCCGACCCCUCCUGCCUUGUAUCAUUCUACAACUGACCUUUUUUAUGGCUAUACUCUAGAUUGGGUUUACUGUUCCCUGGUACUCAGGUCUUCUUAAUGCUCAUUUCUUCAGUUUUCUCGGGAAACCUCAGGGGCCUCCCUGAUAAGGACUGUGUGGAAGGGAAGCAUUCAGAGUUCUUACAUGGUGAAAAUAUAUUCAUUCAGUCAUGAUGCCCUAUUGCUAGUUUAACUGGGUAUAGAAUUUGAAGCUGAAUAUAAUUUUCCUUCAGAAUUUUAAAGACCUUGUCCUAUGGUUUGCUAGCAUCCAGACUUGCUAUUGAGAUUUGAAUUAUACUUGCUUUAUCCUCAUACCUUUGUAAGUGGCCUUGCUUUUCUUUCUGGAAAUUUUUAGUAUCUACCAUCUGGACUCAGGAGUCUGAAUUUCCCAGUGACGUUCCCAACUUUGUUCAUGAACUGCUCUGGGCACUUGGUGGGCCCUUGGGAAACUGUAGUCCUUGAGCUCUGGAAAGAUCUCUGUGAUUUCUGAUCAUGUAUGCCACCAUCUCUGUUCUCUCUUUCUGAAAUCCCUUUUAAGUCAGAUUGAAGACAUUUUUAAUGAAACUUUGAUGUCUCAACUUUCUUCUCUUUUUUUAUGGCAGUAUAUUCUUAACUUUAUCUCUUGAGAGUUCUAGGAAAUGUUUUUAGCAAUCCCGUCUUAAUAACCCAGAGCACACGCUUGCUCUCUGGCCGAGCUCAUGGCACUCCACCCUUGUGUGAUGGGUACAACAGCUCCUGGGAUCUUUUUGGAGACUCCAGAUACAUCUUACAUCUGAAGUUCUGCCUAAUUCCUUGAUCUUCUGUUUAUGUUUGGCCAGCCAGGCCCCUCUCUCUCAUGUUCUGAAUGUUUUUCAAUGUUUGCUUGGGAUCUGUGCACGGAUGGGCCUGCUGGCAUUUAGGAUGUGUUGACAACGACUGGGGGAGGUGCCUGUCAUUACACUGAAGAACCCCAUCUGUCAGAGCUCCAAGGCCACUGCUUCUGAGAGCUUGGACUCGAGGUACAGGGCUGGCAGCUGGCAGUCCCACCUGGUAGGAUGCUCUGGUGUGGCAGAGGGACAGGACAAGGACCCCAUGCUCAGCCCUUUCCCAUCCUCUUGGUGCUGCGGACCUGUGUGCGCCUCCACAAGGACUUCUGCCUUCCCAGCAUGGCAUUCAGAGCAACAGAUGGCCGGGCCUCGCCCCCACCCUGUCUUGGCACCCUUAUAGCCCCGGUGAGACCAGGGUGGGCACAGACCCUAGCACUCCUUCACCUCCAGGCUGUGAAGCUCAGUGAUGUUGUGCCCUGUCUGGAACCUGUCAUACCCCUGUACAGCUAACAGGAUCCAAAGGGAGCCUCCCCCAGGAAGCCCCCCGUGGGAAUCAGUCCCGCGGCCCUUGUCCGGCCUCCCUGGCUCAUUGUCCCUGUUACAACCCAGAUUUCCCAUAUCGCAUCCGGUCCUAGCCUGUGACCUCCUGGGGUGGGGAAUCAUCUCUGCAAACACAGCUCCUCGGCCCUUAUCAGUGCUGUGUGAAGGCAGCAGCAUGUUCUCCUGAGCCAGUGUUGGGGCCUGUUGAGCAAUGCCUGCAAAGUCCACGGGCCUGGAUGCAUGAGGCUGUGCCUGUGUCUGUGCCGCUAGAGACCUUCUUGAGAUCCACUGCCCUAAAGGCCUCAUGGGGGGACAGAAGGGAAAAGGGAAACACAGGGGCCCCCUUGGUCUGACUUAAGCUCCUGUUAAGCGGAGGGGUGGCUGGCAGUCCCCGAGUGGUUGUCUUCCUUCUGGGCUGUGGUCUAGGGCUGCACGUUCAGGUUGGGCGUAUCCCAGUGGGUGAGGUGCCACGAGGGUCAGCAGACCCCUGGCUAGAGGUCAGCAUGGUGGGCCCAUAGGAGAAGAUAUAGCAGUGGGCCUCGGAGCUGAGCAACUGUGGCUGGGACGGGUGGAGACCACCAAGGAGGUGGGGCUGGCGUAAAGCCCCGCUUUCUACAGGCUCAGGCCCGGAAGAUGGUGCGCAGGGAGCAACGCAUUCCCAUUCUACAGUUUCCUGAGUUCCCAAGUGCCUGCCGUGGGUGACACUGAGAAAGUCCUCACAGGGGCAUGCUCAGGCCCUGCCCCGGGCAGACCCACACCCUGGCACACAGCCUUACCGGCUGUGCCGCCUCUCGCUCCUAUCCUCCUGGCACUGCUGGCUGCCCCUCAGCCCAGCCCUCAUGGCUCUCUAAGCCGCCCCCUCCUCAGGAAACCCCCCCAGGGACCCAUGCUCCCUGCUCUGACCCCCAGCCCCCAGCUUUGGCCAUGCACCCCCAGAUGGCUGAUCCCCACACAAACUUUCUGUUUCAAGGAACAAAAGCACCCCUGAAACUUGUCGAAGGAGGAAAUGUGUCAGCUCACAUUACCGAAAAGCCUGAGUCCCUCCUCGAAGUCCUCCCCUCCCUCCUCCUCUCUCCUUCCUUGUUCCCCCUUCCCUCUUUCCCUCCCUCUCUGCUUCCUUCUCUCCUUCCUCCCUUCCUCCCUGAGACCUGGGACGCAGAGGAGCAUUCCAUUCCCUUCCCCACCCUGGCAGUGCUUGGGGGCUCUGGUUGAAAAUGAUUGGGGGCACGUUUGCAUCACAGACUGCCCGGCCAGCUCUGUGGCCCCUGAUCUUCCUACUGCAGUCUCUGCCAGGGCCGGAAGGGCAUUUCCGGCAGGCGGGAACAGCAGCGCAUGAAGGCAGAGCUCCUUCCCGGAGAGGAGGCCCAGCCCCGUCCCCAGGGGCUCCCGGCUUUCUCUCUCCCCCUACAUUCCUGUCUCCAUGCAGCAGCCAGAGGGACUCUAAAACAUAAACCAGACCACAGCUCUGUCUGCUCAAGCCCCCCAUGGCCUCCCUCUUCCCUCGGAAGCCGUCCAGGCACCCUUCCAUGGCCGUGGUCCCCACGCCCCAGGGCCCCAUGCCUGCCCCUACAACAUCCCCUUCCUGACUCUACCCAGCCCCCGUGGCGCUUCCACCUCAAGGCCUCUGUGCCCAUGUGAGUGGCAUCCUGGGGUUGUGCCAUGGCCAGCCCUCAAGCCACCUGAGGUCUGCUGUUGGCACCUGCCCUCUACUGACUGCAAAGGUGCCCCCUCACAGCCUCAGGUCUCUGCCCCAGCCUCCAACCCCUCAUUCCUGCCCCAGCCCGUGCCUGUGCCUGGAGGCUGUGGCCUGGCUCUCCAGCUGGAACAGAAGCUCUGAGAACACAGGGCUGGCCAGCACCAUCUCACCUGUGAGAACCCUGUACCUAGGAUGGAGCCUGGCACAGAGGAACUACCCGACAGGCUGUCAGCCCUUGUCUUCACCUUGGCACCCCAAGUCACCUGUCAAACUGAGGGGCUGGCAGAGCUGGAGGGAGUUCCACCUCAGCCCCGAGGCGCCUGGAGCUGCUUUUGGGGGUCACUGAUGGCCUCAGGAUGCCAGCAGGCCUUCUGAUGCCCAGGACUCAUUCAAGGACAUCUGCCCUGUGUCCCCAUGCACCUCUGUUCAGGAAACCUGGGCUGCCCACUCUCUCAGAGGUGGAGACCUGCACCUCUUUUCUGCCCCCAAACCCACCCACUUUCAGUGCUUGCAGCAAAUGUCCCUCCCCCACCGUAUUUUUAUGACUCGGGCCCCCCCCCAAGCCCCUAGCCUGGUCACCAAGCUCUGACAACACCUCCAGCCCCUGUCUCCAUGAUCCCCUCUGUGAUCUGGAGCCAUUCAGCCACAUGGAGUGUGUCCUCUGUCGAGGGGGCAGGGACCUAAAGGAUGAGAGAAGGAACAGAGGGAGGACCAGCAUCUCGGCUGAUCCUGGUCUAUUUUUAGCCGGUGGUGGGCUGUCACUUCAGAGGCCAGUGACUGCGUCAUCAGUGCCUUUUGAUCUUCUCAUUGUUGCUACAAGAUACACAGGAGGCAGCUGCUCAUGCUUGUGGAAAGAAUGAAGGCGGGCACACAGGCCUGGCAUGUGGAGAGGAUGAAUGAGUGCAAGCGAGUGGUGGAUGAAUAGGUUAACGGAUGGGGAGCUGGAGGGAGAGAGUGUUGCAGAAAGGGAUGCACGGAUGGAUGGAUGGUUGAUGUACGAAUGAUUGGAUGGAUGAAGAGAUGGAUGAAUAGAUAGAGGUGGAUGAUUGGAGAGAUGAAGGA